AUGCCCAGAUCCUUCGACAAAGCCGUGAUCUUGGUUAUUGAUGCGCUACGAUACGACUUCGCGGUGCCACAUGCACCACAGCCAUCUGGAAACGAUGCUUAUCAGCCUUUCCAUAAUGCUCUUACCAUACUACACGAGAAAGCAACGCAAGAACCCCAAAAUGCAGUUCUCUUCCCAUUCAUUGCGGAUCCCCCUACAACAACCUUGCAGCGGUUGAAGGGAUUGAUGACAGGAACACUGCCAACAUUCAUCGAGGCUGGUGCCAAUUUUGCCGGUUCCGCCCUUUCAGAGGAUAAUUUCGUGACGCAACUACAGAAUGCAGGAAAGAGGCUGGUGCAUCUCGGGGACGAUACGUGGACAAAGCUGUUUCCCAAUCAUUUCUUACCCAAUCUAUCUCAAGCGUACGAUUCCUUCCUCGUUGCCGACCUCCACACGGUCGACCAGGGCGUUGGGGAGCACCUUAUACCACUCAUUAACCAUCGCCAAGAUGAAUGGGAUGUGAUUUUUGGCCAUCUUUUAGGCGUCGAUCACGUUGGUCAUCGGUUCGGCCCCGCACACCCUGAAAUGCGCAAUAAACUGAAGGAAAUGGACCACGUCAUAGGAGAGGUUGUCAACUCUAUCGACGAAAACACGUUACUUGUCGUUCUAGGUGAUCAUGGAAUGGAUGAACAUGGAAACCAUGGCGGCGAAACUGAGAAUGAGGUACAGGCGGCGUUGUGGAUGUAUACUCGGCGCAGGCAUUUUGGUCAUUUACUGGUGCAUCCACAGGAGCCGGCCUCGUUUCUUAACAAGUCAGCCAUCUAUCAAAUAGAUCUUGUCCCGACCUUGUCGCUCCUUCUGGGAAUCCCCAUUCCCUUCAAUAGCCUAGGGUGUCCUAUCAAAGAGGCUUUCCUUGGAGCAGCUGGGGAUAACUGGGCGCAACUGGUGCAUGCAUACAUGCUAUCCUUUGCACAAAUUGAACGAUUCCACCGAGAAUACUCAAUAAAAAUGAAAAAUUCCCGGCACGCCCUAGAGCACAACCCUACGAAUUUUCCUCGGAGUGUCUCUUUGCAAGAAACUGAUUUUCAGGACAAAGAGUCUCUGAAGACAUUAUACCACGAAUUAUGUGACUACCAAGGAAAUAUAUUGGAGCAUUACAAACGCAUAUGGGCGCAGUUCAACAUGGCGUACAUGAUAGAGGGGCUGACAAUCCUGUCAUUUGGAGCCGUCGCACUGUUACUUCGUGUUUGCGUGUGGGGCCAAUGCAAUCUCAUCCCCAGUGCUUCUUCUAGAGCAAUCAAAAUGGCGGCUGCGACAUCCAUAGUGACUUAUUUGAUUCAUAUUGUUAUAGUUGAUCCAGAGGAACCUCGCAUGACGGAUGGUGUGAUCCUGGGGGCUACUAUGAGUAGUCUCAUGCUGUUCACCUGUCGAUUUCAUCUGCUUGGGAUGAUCCACGCACCCACGAAAUUUCAGAUGCCGACGUUCUUGGACACAAUAGCGAUUGCAUUUACUAUUCUACUCUCUAUCGGGUUUGCGUCCAAUUCGUACACUAUAUGGGAAGGUCAGAUUGUACUCGCCUUCCUUGCAACAUUUGGUAUAUGUACCAUUUCAAUGUCAUAUAGGACCUUGGACAGGAGAAAGAGUAUACUAGGGGCUCUUCUCUCCGUAUCAUUCAUGGUACUGGUCAGGGUAGUGUCACUAAGUCGUUAUUGUCGGGAAGAGCAACUUCCAUUUUGCGUAACGACUUACCAUCGCCUGGGUAACACCACGAGCUGGAAGCUGCUCAUCCCGUAUUUGAUAGUCAUACUCAUUCCAUUGGUCACUCAAAUAGCCUUUGGUUCAGACUUGGUAUCUGAAAACCUGGGGGUCUGGACAUGGUGUCACAUUGGCAUACCCAUGGCACUUUUCUUCAAUGCUGUGUAUUGGACCCUUGAUUUUGCCAAUAGAAAUGGUUGGCUCGAAGGUAGUUCCUUCAACAUGUUAUCUAAGGGGCCUCCCAUUUUCUUUUCACGGGCCACUCUAAUCACUGCAAUUGCUGGCAGUGGAACGGCCCUCACCACAGAAUGGACUACGAUUAUGACUCCUGUCCGAUACAAUAUGAUCAUCACUACAUCCAUCUUAGUAAUUAGCAUUUUAGUGAGUGGUCCAAUGGGAGGUGGUUCUUUGUCCAUACUAUAUUUCCAGAUCCUGAGCCUACGCAAACUGCUCAAUCACUCUCAGAAUAAUAGUAUAGGGCCUACAAUUGCUGCGCUUUUAGGAACCCUUCAUUUCUUUGGCACCGGCCAUAAUGCAACCCUCUCCAGUAUCCAAUGGGAAGCUGCGUAUAUCCUAUCCCAGGACCUUCACUAUCCUUGGUCCCCGUUGCUUGUGACCCUCAACACCUUUGCUGGUCCAAUUGUCGCUGCAUUUUCGAUCCCUAUAAUCAUAUCACGAGGUGUACACCCUCAGGAAGUUCAUAGUGUAACCAGCUCAUUCGCAAUCCAUGUAUUGAUCUACUCGGUAUGGGCGUUGUCAACGGCAAUAUGGGCUAGUGUCCUACGACGCCACCUAAUGCUCUUUGCUAUAUUCUGCCCUCGAUUCUUGAUGGCCGGGGCCCUACUGCUGAUCAUCGAUGUUAUCGCGAUAAUAAUUUCAUUGAUCACUGCAGUAAGCACUAAAUGA
Aspergillus caelatus is the source of this 2640-nucleotide messenger RNA. RefSeq names its product GPI ethanolamine phosphate transferase 3. Gene Ontology annotation, biological process: GPI anchor biosynthetic process. The transcript has a single exon. The record is from RefSeq and is a predicted model, not a curated record. Gene Ontology annotation, molecular function: mannose-ethanolamine phosphotransferase activity. The coding region runs from base 1 to 2640 and encodes 879 amino acids. Gene Ontology annotation, cellular component: endoplasmic reticulum membrane. NCBI's taxonomy places the organism in Eukaryota, Fungi, Ascomycota, Eurotiomycetes, Eurotiales, Aspergillaceae.